AAGAUGCUCUCUGAGCCUGUGUGCUGAGUGUUCUGGUGGCUGCGUCUGUGAGACGUCGGAGUGGGCUGUAGAAAAGAGUCCAUGGCUGUGCAGAUGUUACACGGAGUAGAGGAUCUCGUGGCAUCCAGCAGCCAGUUCAUCUGGAGUCUGGCGCAUCAGACCUGGAGGAGGUGGUACCAUCGUAGGCUGAUGCCGUGCCGUCGCUUCCUAGAAACCUGGCUCCGGAUUGGGAAAUGCUAUCAGAUGACAGAGGGCCGGAUGUCCCAGGUGAACCUACUGGACGGACGGAAGCUGGAGCUACUGGUUCAGCCCAAACUUUUGUCCCGUGAACUGCUGGACUUGGCUGCAUCACACUUCACCCUUAAAGAGAAGGAGUAUUUUGGACUGAGCUACAUAGAUGACACAGGACAAAAUAACUGGCUUCAGCUUGAUCGCAAGGUUCUUGAUCACAAUUUCUCCAAAAGUUCUGGUCCUUUGGAGCUGAAAUUUCUUGUUCGGUUUUACAUCGAGAAGAUCGUCUAUUUGAAAGAGAACACCACAGUGGAGCUUUUCUUCCUGAAUGCCAAGUCUUUGGUGUUCAGCGAGAGUAUCGAGGUGGAGAGCGGACACGUUUUCAAACUCGCUGCUUUCGCAUUGCAGGAAGCCAAGGGAGACUUCUCCUGCACUGAAACUGCCAGAUCAGACCUGAAGCAACUCCCUGUUCUUCCCACACGAGUUCUCAGAGAGCACCCCUCUCUCAAUUUCUGCGAGGACAAAGUGAUUGAGCACUACAAGAAGCUGAACGGAUUGACCAGAGGACAAGCCAUUGUGCAGUAUCUGGCCUUGGUGGAGAAUCUGCCCACGUACGGCGUCCAUUAUUACCCAGUAAAGGACAAGCAGGGAAUACCGUGGUGGCUCGGCGUUGGAUACAAAGGCAUCGGCCAGUAUGACCUGCAGGACAGACUGAAACCUAGAAAGUUGUUUCAGUGGAAGCAGUUGGAGAAUUUGUAUUUUCGGGAGAAGAAGUUUGCAGUGGAAGUGAACGACCCUCAGAGGAGAACAGAGACUAAGAAAACUUUUGGACAGACUGGCCACGUCAUACACACUUGGUAUGCCAGCCAUUCUCUGAUUAAAACUAUCUGGGUGAUGGCCAUCAGUCAACACCAGUUCUACCUGGACAGGAAGCAAAUCAAACAGUCAAAGAUGACCACGACCAGGAGCUCAGUAGACAUAGCUAUGGACCUCACUGAGAUUACAGCCCCAAGAAUCAAGAAGCUGUCGAACCUGGAAGGAAAGGACCGGUUAAUCAUGGCCAGCAAUGGGAGCCUCAUCUCAGCCGACUCUGCUGACUCGGAAGUCAGCGAGGAGCAGAAGAAGGAGAAGAUUGCAGAUUUAAAAAAGAAAGAGAAGGAGCUGCAAGACACUCUGACACACAAACUAAAUGAGCUGAAGAAUAUCUGCAUGAGAGAAGCCGAACUCAUCGGGAGACUGCCCAAAGAGUACCCACUGGCAGCUGGUGAAAAGCCUCCACCGAUCAGACGCCGCGUUGGCACAGCCUUCAAACUUGAUGAUCUUUUUCCUUAUGAUGAGGACCCACAUCUGAGGAAUCUUGAAAGCAGAUUUGCUUUGCAGCAGAAAAUUGUAGAAGCCGCAAUCAAAUUGACCAAUGAGAGUGAUCUGUGCAAGACUGUGAGAAAGAAGCGAAGAAGCAACUGUCUGGAUGCCAUGAGGAAGCUGGAGGAGAUUGAGAAGGAGAUCAAUGCCUAUAGGGUCCAGAAGGGGAAGAAACCAACACAAAGAGCCUCCCUCAUCAUCGCCGACGACAUCAACCCAUCAGAGCUCAGCUCUCUGUCGGACAGCCUCACUCUUGAUGACGAUGAUGACUUCAGUACCCAAAGACAGCGGUCGAGGUCAGUCCAGUACUCCCCCAGACCACAUCAUGCAGACACCCUGGACAUCCACUUCAGCAAAGACAACCAGCACAUUGACAGCAGAUUUAACUUUGGCCAAACACAAGAGUCUCUUCAGUUCAGUCACGGCGAUGCCUUAUCAAGUCACAACAGUCCGUACAAAGCAACUUCCAGACAGCCACGUGACGCUCGCAGCAUGCCUCCCACCCCCCUACUUACCCGCAACGCCUACAGCAGCACACAGCUCAGAUCUGAUGAUCAGCCACAGCAUUUUAGACAGCGUAGUGGCAGUCUGGAGUCCCAGUCUCAGUUUUUAACAGAGCCCGAAGCCCCGGUCCCGACUUAUACGUUGUCACCAGCCCGUCGCAGCAACAGCACUGAAGUUCUGGACGACGGUUCGUCAUAUACCAGUCAGUCCAGUGUUGAGUACAGUGUCCCGGGCAACCACGCACACAGAAGGAGGGUUCGCGGCCGCCACAGAAAAGACAUGUACGCUAACACAGGUAGCAUGCCCAACCUGGCACAGCCCGACGCCCGCUGCUAUGCUUACCAACCCCGCCCUCGACCCACCACAACCGCCUACUAUGUGACGGGGUAUCCAAGUUACACAGAGCCAGAGCCUUACGCCGAUGGAGUUUACAUGUACGACAAUGAGAUGGAGGGACAUUAUAGUGUCAAUCCUCCCUAUUAUCCCCAACACAGCCAACUUAGCACCUCGGCUUAUCACAGCCACAACAUGCACAGCCACUACGCUGCUGACCAGUUAGAUGGGAUGUCACACAACCCGUAUGCAACUCUGAGGCCACCCAGGAGCCGGCCAGCACCACGAGGCAGCGAGCAGGCCACCAAGAACAUUCAGAAAGCCAUGGUGGCCGAACAUCUAAGAGGCUGGUAUCAACGCAACGCAGCACAGAAGCAGGCGGUUUACAACUACGACUAUGACCGAGGUUCUCAGCAGAGUCUCGGCUACCAGACGAUUCCAGCUCCUUUGAACCUCAACAGGAAUGUCUACUCAUCAGUCUCCUCAGUUGCCUCAAGUGGGAACUGGCACAGUCAGAUCAGCGGUCGAGGUAUGAUGGAUUACGACAUGCCCGUGCAGGCGCCGCAGUCCUAUUCCUACAGCACAGCCCCUUUCAACCACUCCACCCACAACAGAUCAUAUGUAGACAUCAACCAAAUGGACUUGUACACCAGCUCCGCCACACGCACUGACGUGGAACCCAACGACCACAUUUGCUGGCACGAGAACUCCAAACCAGGAACAAUAGUAUAGCGAUAUUUCUAUAUGUCACAUGACCAGUCGUCACUGUGCCUUACACUGCACUUACCAACCUAAAUGGGAUUUUGACAAUGAAGGACUUUAAAAGGAACUUGUGAAGACUUGUGAACGGCAAACGCACCGACACACAUCUCUACUUCCUGGAGAGUUUGUUACUGUGAUGGCACUGGCCCAUUGGACUUGUAGCUGUGGAGCUGCUCUCCACCGAGCACUUCAGACAAAGGCAAGAGGAGGAACUCGUAAACCUACCCAAAGUUCUUCAGGUUUCUACAGAAGCUGAAAGAGUGACUUCAACUACUUCUACAUGAAGGACCAGACGUACUGACGGAGCACAGCUCGAAAUGAAGGAUUUAACAGAACCGACGAGAGGCCACUGUCUUGAUCCAGACAGGAUCUGGCUCUAUUUCCCCGUAAUGAUCCCGGUGCUUCCUCAACUCACACCUUUUGACAAGUAUUUUAAGUUUAACGCCGUUGAGUAUUAACCCAGGGAGGUUACUGCCACCAGGAAGUUUUUCCACAAGGUCUUUUUCAAUCCAUGCAGGGAACAUGGAGUGGUGCUCCUAUUUCACUCAUGAGAAGGAAACUGUAUGUAAAUAUCUGUGUUGUUCAUACACUGGUUUUCUGUUCUUUGUUUUUUGUUUUUUUUUUUUAAGCAUUUUUAUGUUUUCCAAAAACAUGUAAUAUAUAGAAAAAAGCUGGUUCUUAGUCCUUUGUAAGAAAAUGUUUGAAUUAAAACAAUGGCAUUUAUCUAAGUAGUGAAAAGACUUUUUUAUCAUGGUGUAAAAAAAAAGAAGCCCACCACCCUCUUGAGUCAACAUGGGUGUGACCUUUAAGGGUUUAAAAACGGUUAAAAACAGUUAAGUAUUUAUUUUAAUAGCUAAAUGUUGAUACCCAGAUGAAAAAAAAUAUGUAUUGCUCUUUACUAAAUUUGAGCAGGCAAUGAUCAAGCUAUCAACGAUCCAUCAUGUGAAGGUGAAAUAGAGUGGUAUUUACAUUUAAUUGUUCAGUCUUGUUUUUAAAAAGUCCAACCUUAACCAGGACUCACAUUUAAACUGUACAUAUUAACAUGUCCACUCUUGGUGGGCCAAAUUUGGCCCCUGAACCUU
Molecule: messenger RNA, 4274 nt
Organism: Synchiropus splendidus (mandarinfish)
Lineage: Eukaryota; Metazoa; Chordata; Actinopteri; Syngnathiformes; Callionymidae
Gene: frmd4ba
Product: FERM domain containing 4Ba
Exons: 23
Coding region: 82-3162 (1026 amino acids)
Biological process (GO): establishment of epithelial cell polarity
Cellular component (GO): adherens junction; bicellular tight junction; cytoskeleton
Source: RefSeq, a predicted model, not a curated record